AUGUACAAGCAAACCCUGAAACCCAUAUGGAUGUGUAGAAUCCAACUCUGGGGCUGUGCCAGCAAGAGCAAUGUCGAUGUAAUUCAACGGUUCCAGAACAAAGUAUUGAGCAUCGUCGAUGCUCCAAGAUUCAGCCGGAACGCCGACGUUCACAGAGACCUGGAGGUGGAGUUUGUUGCAACAAAGAGUGGGCGCUUUACGUCUGGUGGUUAUCUCAUCAUCUACAAAUUGCACGUUGGUAAUGAACAAAAAGGCCUCUACCAACUGGUCGACUCGCCUCAACCAAAUCUGCGAAGGGAUAGCGCCGAGCUGUUCAUCAAAGAAGUCAUCCCUUCGUUGCAGCUGACAUUGGAAGAUGAGGUGGCGGUUGGCGGUGGCAUUCUGAGUAUGGUGUGCAUCAGGGACGAGCUGAUGCUGGCUACGACACGGGGUCACGUCGUCCGCUAUCGCUGGGAUGGCACCGAGAACAGGGACUACUGCCUCGAUCUCCGGCGAAUACCGUUUUGCAUCGAUCAACAGGUUGCUAAGGCUGUGCCAAUCGUAGAAAAUAAUACUUAUAUAAUUGAUAUGGAAUACUCACCUCUUAUUGGAGGAUUCGCAAUUGUGCUCAAUGAUGGAAGGGCUGCUUUUCUGACGUCUUCCAAUCUAAUGUUCGACCCGAAUCAAGUACAAGGCAUAUGGGCGCAGAACAUUGAUGAUGCCACAUGUUGUACUGUCAAUCACAAAUACAGGCUCAUCACAUUUGGUAGGAAAAAUUCGCAGGCGGCAGUAUACGAGAUAGACGAGGUGUCAGGAGGGCUGGAGCUGACGCACGAGAUGGUAGUUUCGGCGCAGGUGUACCCAGGACAGGUGGGUGCCGUGGCCUGCCUCAGGUGGACGCCCGACGGGUGCGCGGUCGCCAUGGCCUGGACCUCGGGUGGCUUCUCGCUCUGGUCCACCUUCGGGUCGCUGCUCGUCUGCAGCCUCGCCUGGGACUACGGCCUGCAUGUCGAGCUCGCCUCACACAAUCCUAUCAAUGUCACUGCCAUGGAAUGGUCAUCUGAAGGAUAUCAAUUGUGGAUGGUGAAGAAAGGUGGCUGUGGAGACAAUUAUGUACAUAAUAGUAACGCUAAUAAUAAUAAUAAUUGCAAUAGUCAAAAUAAUAGCAAUUCUAAUAUUAAUAGAAACUUGAACGAGGACUCUCUAAUUCAGCUUGGAUUUGUCAAAAGUGCCUUAACUGUUAAUCCUUGUAUGAGCCAUCAAGCCCACUUGUAUCUACAGGGAGAAGAUAGAAUAUACGUGAAUUUAGGAGCUGGGCUAACCAAGGUCUAUCAGAUCAAAGACCCGACUGAUUCACCCAGUCCACAGCCUGCUGUAUCAACGUCUCUUGUUGAAAGCAAAGCAUGGAUUGUUAUUUUAAUUCCUUCGACCUAUUCAGCUACAAAUUGGCCUAUCAAAUACACGGCUAUCGACAGGGAAGGGUGUCGAGUGGCGGUGGCGGGGCGAUCGGGUCUGGCGCAUUACUCGCUGCUGACGCGCAAAUGGAAGCUGUUCGGCAACGAGACGCAGGAGAAGGACAUGGUGGUGACGGGUGGCCUGCUCUGGUGGCACCACCACAUUGUCGCCGGCUGCUACAACCUGCCCGACAACCAGGACGAGAUACGCAUCUAUGCCAGCGACACCCGCCUCUCCAACCAGCACAUGACAUCCACUCAGGUGUCCUCGCAGCUGCUGCUGUUAGACUCGGUGAGGGAUCGGCUGCUGGUCUUCUGCGCAGACUCCUUCAUCACCAUCUAUGUCAUGUCGCAUGUCACCAAUUCAGCUGCCGAGCACAGCAUAGGGCUGAGCCGGCUGCAGAUAAUCAACAUAGGGGCGCUGCGAGUGCACCCGGCCUGUGUGGUGUCGGUGACACUGCAAACAGAACCCGGCCACCACCCCUCGCCAGCCGCCAUCCACUCCAAGGACAGCUUCCUCAUCAACGUCAGCGGCCGGCUCCUCUCCGUGCACCAGCACAACAACAAUCAGUCGCAGGUGUUGGCGGCUCCGACAGUGCUGGCCUCAUGUGUGGAGAACGUGUGGGUGCCGAGCCAAUUCAGUCGCAGCAAGCCGCAUCUGACCGAGGCACUGUGGCUGUUCUGCGGCGCACACGGCAUGCGAGUCUGGCUGCCUCUCUACCCGCCGCGCGAGGGCCACAAGGGCCACACGUUCAUGUCCAAGCGAGUCAUGCUGCCCUUCCAACUCAACAUUUAUCCGCUCGCAAUAUUAUUCGAGGAUGCGAUUCUACUUGGAGCCGAAAAUGACACAGUUCUCUACUCUUCAGACAGCUCAUCGCCAUUCUCACUUCCUUUCUGCACUUUAGAAAGAACUAGUCAAGUGUAUUUGCACCAAAUACUUCGCCAGCUGAUCAGAAGGAAUCUGGGCUACCAUGCUUGGGAGAUAGCUCGCUGCUGCACUGGCCUGCCAUACUUCUCGCAUUCUUUAGAACUUCUACUUCAUGAGGUGUUGGAGGAGGAAGCGACAAGCAAAGAGCCGAUCCCGGACGCGCAGCUGCCGAGCGUGGUGGAGUUCAUCCAGGAGUUCCCCGUCUACCUGGAGACGGUGGUGCAGUGCGCGCGCAAGACAGAGAUCGCACUCUGGCCAUACCUGUUCGCGGCCGCCGGAAAACCCAAGCACCUCUUCCAGGAGUGCCUCGCUCGCAAGCAGCUCGACACGGCCGCUUCCUAUCUCAUCAUAUUGCAGAACCUCGAAUCAUCCUCAGUAAGUCGGCAGUUUGCAACAAUGCUUCUUGAUUCAACGCUUGAAAAUGGAAAAUGGGAACUUUCCAAAGAUCUAGUGCGGUUUUUGAAAGCAAUAGACCCAAAUGAUGUGGAAUCACCAAGAACAUCGUUUAUAAUGCCUUCGAAGUAUGGCAUGAUGCCUCAAUCUCCACCCGUGGCACCCAAUGAAGAAGAUCUGUCAUUAGUACUAGGAUCUAUGCAGGUUUCUCGGGGCAGAAGCUUUAGCACAACUGUGAAUCCCAAGAUUCAGAGUGUUGAUGCGCCGCAAUCGGGAUCUGCUACUGCGCAUCACAUCGACAUUUCAACACAGAGGAGGAAGAAGUCUGUGCCAACUGGCAAAUCAGACAAUCGUGAAUGGAGCGUGUCGAGCAGCGCCGGAGGUGCGGGAGGAGGUAGUGAUUCUGCCGAGGAGUUCUUCAUGGACGUGAUGAUCCAGCGGCAUGCGAGACGCCUGCUGACAGAGCACCAGCUGAGUGACCUUGGGCGCAUGAGUGCACAUCUGCUGCUGCCAUUGGUCGGCUGGCUGGCUCGCGAACGGCAGCGCGCUGCGCGUCUCGAUGCGCGCGCAUUUGUCACCGCGCUCCGUCAUCUGCACGCUGACUUCGCCUGGCCAUAUCCGCAGCUCAUCAACAACACCUCAGGUUCGUCGCUACGCUCGUCGCCAACAAUGCCCAUGGAUGAGGUGGCGGGGAGCCGAGUGGGGGACAGUGUCUACAUGAGCCAGGAGCCCCACCCACUCUUCCCCCUGCCCUUGCAGCCAGCAGUGGCGGGGAGCCGAGUGGGGGACAGUGGCUACAUGAGCCAGGAGCCCCAUCCACUCUUCCCCCUGCCCAUGCAGCCAGCAGCCGGUGAUGAGCGCAGCAUCAUCAGCGAGAAUGAGAGCUGGUUCUGUGACAACGAAAUGGAUGCUGUCUCCAACGACACCUCCUGGACAGACAUUCCCAGCAUUCAUCUCAUCGAACAAGUCAACCUGCACAUAUCCCAGUACAACAAGGGAUCACACAAGUCCGAAGUACAAUUGAGGUAUUUGCUGCAAAUCUUCUUGGAAGCCGGUUGUUUGGAAUGGUCACUACUGAUAGCCGUGCUCCUGCAAGACGCGAUGGCGGUCCAUCGAACAACAACUAUAGCCGCUCGGAGCCCAGAUCAAACUUAUGAAGCAAUAAAUAGGCUAAAAGAAGGAAUCAUCGCCUUGAUCCAAUGGAGUGCUACUGAAUGCUACGGUUACAAGCCAUUCAUGAUGGUGAUCCAGAGCCAAGUGGUGAUGCUGAACCGACUGCUGGCCACGAAGCAGCGCUCGACCACCCCGCCGGCCAGCGACCCCCCGCACCCGCACCCUCACCCGCCCCCUCGGUCGCGCACCUCCAGUGACGGGGGUGGUGGAGGGACUGCCAGCCACUCAGCCACGCCCACCGAGCAGCAGUCUGCCGAGUCAGCAGACGAGACACCUCCGCCGCCGCAGCCUGCUCAUUCCAACCAACUAACCCAACAAUCGAACUGUACCGUUUCCUAAUACAUUCUAUUUAACUUGUUAUCGUUUGUUCAAAUUUAUAUUCUGUUGAACGUUGUUAAUUACAAUUUAUUUUUUUAUUAUGUACCUAUAUCGAACUAGAUUAUUGUUUAUUCUCUUGGUAAGAUGAAAGUCAAUUGAAAAAAGUGAUUUGGAAAUGUGGUAAAUUUGGAAAUUCCAAAUGGACAACAAUAAAAUAUUGUAAAUUUUUCUAUGAAUACUUUGAGAGACUAUCUUCUGAAUAAUCCACUGUAUUCUUUAAAAUCAUUCCCAGUAUAUAUUGUUCAGGAAUAAGAAUUCAUUAGAGACGUGCCUAGUGAUGUAGGUGGCGAUUUUACUGUUGGUAUAGAAAACUGACAUACGCCGUUUGAUUGUCAAUAUCAAGGUAGAAAUCGUUUGUAAAUGUUCAAUGGUAAUGAACCUAGAUAAUUUUCAUCCAAUCUAAUGUUUAUUUGCUUCAUUGAAUAGUCUAAAUUUUCAUUCCAUUUCCAUUCACAUUUUACAUUUUUACACUUCUACUUUCAAUUGAAGUUGGUGUUAACUACUGAAUCUUUUACUUUGCACUUUAUGAAUUGUCUGCCAUUCUGCUGAGUAUUUUAUUUCCAUAAUGAUUCACCUAUUGUUUGAAUUGAGAUAAAUAUCUACAACAUUUCUCAGCUUUGGACUUUCACAGUUUUUCAGUGUAUUCGAACUACCCAUGCAAAAUAUCCUGUUUGCUGGAAUGAAUAGUAAAAUAUAGCCAUGGGAAAUACUGUAUAAGGGUGUUCUUGGUGACCUAAUAAUAAAAUCUCCAAUUCAAUUUUCUGCUUUCAUAUACAAAGAAAAUUUGACUUUGUGUUUUUCAAAUUUAUGUAAAAAUCUAUUCGAACUCUCAGAUUAAUAUGAUUUGUUUGGGUCGUAUAGAAUCUGUUACCGUUGAGUUGGUGCUACAGCAGUAAUACACAAAUUGUUGUAGGGAUUUGUAAUGUUAUUCAUACAACAAGUUGAAUUUCCAUAAAUUUUGGUUUACAUUUUGGUGUGUGAGUAAUAAGUCUGAUCCAUAAUCAAUGUAGUCAAUGUCAGUAAAAUGACUAGUUCCAUAAUCAAAUGACAUUGUAGUCAGUUGAACCUGAGAUAAAAUCAUCUUAUCAUAUAUUUUUUAUAAAUUGAAUUGCUUGUAGAUGGGCUCAAAAGAUUUUUUUGAGCAGAGAAUGCUACCAUUGGACAGUCAGGGUUGGUUACUACAUAAAUAUUAGUUGAAAAAAAAAUUCGGUAGUUAUCAAUGAUGAACUGAAAAUAAUAUAUACCAGUAUACCAGAAGGGUUUCAAAGUAGUUUGCGAAUUUGGUUUUCAAUUUAAAUUAGAUAAAUAAUAUGAUAAUAAAAUGAUAGAAGCCAGUUCAAAACUCAACAUAAUCAAUGAACAGGUCAACGAGUUUUAUGCUCGGUUGCUGAGUCAAUACAUAACUUAUGUACACUCGCUAUCGUAGCCAUAAGUCUACUUUUCGUUAUUCUGUUGCCACAUAAUUUGUAGGCGCUAUAUAUUAUUUAUAAAAUGAAUAGCCCUGAAUCCAUACAUUUUGAGAGGAUAUAUAUUAUGUAAACAUAAGUUAUGUUGACCAUAAUUUGCUAAAUCGAUUGCUGAGUCGUCUAAAGUCUAGAGCAGCAUAUGUAUGUCUCCCAUAGCUCUUGAAUCGCCCACGUAUAGUCUGUUUAAAAUACGUUGAUACUUGGCCCUCCAUCUGAAGAAAUAAUAGCGUUGACAAUUCGUUUAAGAUUGCGAUUUUCUCAAAUUUCUAAUUCAACAUAAGAAUUGUAUGUAGAAUAUCAUCCCCGAUGAUUACAGUAGUGCUAAAAAUGUUU
Nilaparvata lugens (brown planthopper) is the source of this 6104-nucleotide messenger RNA. It is a transcript of the gene Rich, whose product is annotated as guanine nucleotide exchange factor subunit Rich. Gene Ontology annotation, cellular component: Golgi membrane; cytosol; Ric1-Rgp1 guanyl-nucleotide exchange factor complex. The record is from RefSeq and is a predicted model, not a curated record. Gene Ontology annotation, biological process: retrograde transport, endosome to Golgi; intracellular protein transport. Bases 1 to 4266 code for a protein of 1421 amino acids. The transcript is spliced from 22 exons. NCBI's taxonomy places the organism in Eukaryota, Metazoa, Arthropoda, Insecta, Hemiptera, Delphacidae.